Molecule: messenger RNA, 3079 nt
Organism: Oldenlandia corymbosa var. corymbosa
Lineage: Eukaryota; Viridiplantae; Streptophyta; Magnoliopsida; Gentianales; Rubiaceae
Source: the annotation of a GenBank genome assembly
GCUUCUGGCUUUCCUGUAAAAAAGAGCAGUCUUAAAAAAAAAAGCUUUAAUAACUAAUAAUUUCAGAGUAAAACUGUACAAAAAAAAAAUGAUAUGUUCAUAAUAUUUUCACAGUUAUUAUUGCUAUAUAAUCCACUAUUUUAUUGAAAAGUGAGUCAUCACACUCUCAUCAGAGAGGAAGAAAAAGCAAAAAAAAGACAGACACAGAGGAGAGAGGGAGUUUUAUUAAAAAAAACUCAUAUGAUUUGUUGUAUUGUUGGGUUGAAAGCCAUUCAGUCUCUUCUGGCCUUACUCCAUCAUUGUCUUUAGUACAGCUUUAUUACUCCUUUUUAAGUAAAAAUUUCAACUCAAAGUGUCCAUCUUUGUCUCGAAAUCAUAGAUACAAAAACACACACACACACACACUCACACACAAAGACAGAUAACACUGUGUUGUGGUAUCCCUCUCUCUCUAUCUCUCUGCACUUUUUUUGUUUUAAUACCCUUUUGGAGUUGUCUUUCAAAUUUUGUUCAAGAGUUUUUUUUUUUUUUUUUUGGUGUUUUGCUUUGUGGGUUCUUGAGAAGUUGUCAAAAAAAGGGACUUUUUGGGUUGAUAAGGAUUCAAAUUUGCUGCAACUUUUGUGAUCCUUUUUUUGUUCUGAAUUUCUUGUUUUGUUUGUUUUGUUCCGACCUAGAAUGGUUAGAGUUGUGAGUUUACCGAUGACUGUUGACGGAAGACGGAAUUCCGAUACUGGAGAUAUGAAUUAUGACAAUUUUCCGGUGGGCAUGAGAGUUCUUGCAGUUGAUGAUGACCCAAUUUGCUUGAAGUUGUUGGAAGGCCUUCUCCGGAAAUGCCAAUAUCAUGUUACAACUACUAAUCAAGCUAGGGUGGCCUUGGAGAUGCUGAGGGAAAAUAGAGAUAGAUUUGACCUGAUCAUUAGCGAUGUCCAUAUGCCAGACAUGGAUGGGUUUAAACUGUUAGAGCUUGUUGGACUGGAAAUGGACCUUCCUGUCAUCAUGUUGUCUGCAAAUAGCGAUCCCAAGCUUGUUCUGAAGGGCGUUCAUCAUGGGGCAUGUGAUUAUCUGGUGAAACCCGUUCGCAUUGAGGAGCUGAGAAAUAUUUGGCAGCAUGUUAUCCGGAGAAAGAAGCUUGAUCCGAAGAAAAGCAAGUCUAGUUUUGAAGACAAGGCUCAUCAAGGAAAUGGUGAAGUCUGUGGGGGCCCUUUGCAGACUGGUUCUGGAGAUCAGAGUGGGAAACUUAACAAGAAGAGGCAGAAUGAAGAAGAUGAGGGUGAAGAGAAUGGUAACGAAAAUGACGAUCCAACAACACAGAAGAAGCCUAGGGUUGUUUGGUCCAUAGAGCUUCACAGGAAAUUUGUUGCCGCAGUUCAUCAGUUGGGCAUAGAAAAAGCGGUUCCCAAAAGAAUUCUUGACUUGAUGAAUGUUGAAGGCCUUACCAGGGAAAAUGUGGCAAGCCAUCUCCAGAAGUACAGGCUUUACCUGAAAAGGAUAAGUACAGUUGCAACGCAGCAAGCCAACAUGGUUGCUGCACUGGGAGGAAGGGAAACUGCUUAUAUGAGAAUGAGUACGCUGGAUGGGCUGGGAGAUUUUCGUGCACUGACUGGAUCAGGCAGGUUGGCUAGUACUACUUUUUCACCGCACACACAAGGUGGGAUGCUCGGUAGACUUAACAGCCCUGGGAGCAUCAACUUACGUAACCUAGCUUCAUCCACAGUAGUUCAGCCAAGUCAAAAUUUAAGCAAUCCCAGUGGUACUAUUGGCAAAUUGCAUCAAGCGGUCUCCCCAUCAAGUCAAAAUUCAACUGUGUUUCAAGGAAUUCCUACAUCAAUGGAGCUUGAUCAGUUGCAACAUAAUAAAAGCAUUAGUCGUGUUGGGGACAUCACUUCUUUAGAUGAUUCAAAAUUACUUGGUGCUGCUACAGCAUUUGCCGAUACUAGGGCAUUAGCAAUUAACUCAAAUAACCCUUUAUCUGGUGCCUCAAAUAAUACUAUGAGGUUACAAGGGAGUUCGCCGCAAGCUCUGAAUGGUGGUGGUUUUGUUGAUCAAUCUUCUGCAAGCUUGGCUUCUUUUCAUUCUGAACCCUUUGAUGGGAAUCCUGCAGUUCAGUUGUCGAAGUUCCAUUUCAAUGCCUUGCCUCCAAGUGAUUCCCUUAUACAAGGGCAAAUGUCCCUUUCCAGUUCAAGAGAAAGUAUGUUUUCAUCUGGUUCUCAACUGCAAAGACCUAGUUUUUCUUCCACAGCUUCCGCAGGCCCUUUUGAAGAUUCAAGAGGAGAGAUCCAGUGCCUAGAAGUUCCUGGUUGUGUUCAGAACAUUGGCCCAGUAUCAGGCCAAAAGUGGAGAGAAACAAAGCAGGAUUAUUCACAGAACUCAAACAGCUUUCUUGGCAGCUUUAGUUCUCGAGCUACAAUGAAUAGUGUCAUUACUCCCUUAAGCCAGAGAAUGGGACAAACUGGGAUUGCUGACAGAAGGAUUGAUGACGGGUCAACCCUGGGCAGUUCACCAUUCUUGCAUCAAAGUGAGACCGAGAACUCAAAUUUAAGAAUCAGGGCCGGUGAACCAUACUACUUGGAACAAAUAAAACCCCAAGUUGGCUUUGCAACCAGUAGCUAUGAUGCCUUUGAUGACUUGAUGACUUCAAUCAAACGGGAACAAAGCGGGAACAUGUUCGAUGGCAACAUGGGGGGAUUUGAUGCUUUCCCGUAUGGUUCUUGCAUAUGAAAAAGCUACUGCAGAAACUCGGCUCGUACAGGAGGACCAACGGCUACAACUUCAUAAAAUAUGUCAUUAGCUGUGUAAUAUUCUUUUUCUCCAAAUUAGCGUUUGCCCUUGCUCUUCUUCACGGUCAGGAUGAUUGGUCUGACUCCUUGAUAAAUUCCAAUUUAGAUAAUCCUUUCUUCCUUUUUUAGCUUCUUACUUUGGUUCUUCUGCCAUUUUUUAGAUUUCUAUUAAUGAUACUCAUUGCAUUUCGACAAAUUUAGAGUUACUCCUUCCGUCCUGAAAUUAUUGUCUAGUUUGGAUUUAUUUCUAUUACAAAUUGAACUAAAAGUGAAAAUAUAUACUGGACAAUGCUAUUUGGGAU